Ruditapes philippinarum (Manila clam) is the source of this 1245-nucleotide messenger RNA. RefSeq names its product E3 ubiquitin-protein ligase rnf213-alpha-like. Gene Ontology annotation, molecular function: ubiquitin-protein transferase activity; ATP hydrolysis activity. The record is from RefSeq and is a predicted model, not a curated record. The transcript is spliced from 8 exons. Bases 1 to 1230 code for a protein of 409 amino acids. Lineage: Eukaryota; Metazoa; Mollusca; Bivalvia; Venerida; Veneridae.
AUGGGAAUACAAGAUGCAUUAAAGUGUUGUGAUUGUGAAGCUGUAUUAGAGGGACCACCCAUCACAUUACCUUGUCAAGAUAUUUUAUGUAACCAAUGUUACGCUAUGAUGAAGGUGCAUGGAGUUAGUGAAUGUGCAAAAUGCUGUCAACUUUUUAAUGAAAACUGGGAACCAGUGCACCAAACAGAGAAAAAAAAUGACAUAGAGAAACUGAAAGGCUAUCAGAAAAGAUGUAAUACAUUUUUCAUGGAUGUUGUAUCUCAGUUGUGUUUUGCUGAUAAUACAGCUCCAUCACAAGAAGUUGUUGAAAAAUUGUUGAGCUAUAUAUUCUUCACAACAAGAGGUGGUGAUCAUCAACGUACAAGAGAUCUGUCAAUAUUUAACACAGGAAUUGAUCCUACCCCAGUGUUUAGAUCUUUCCUUCUACAACUUCUUAUGAGAACAAGUGCAGAUAAUGUGAAAGAAAAUCUAGAACAUUAUUUAACUCAAGCCAAAGAUUUGAUACAAAAGAAUGCAGAUGAUGAAGAUGAGCAGUAUGUUGAGCUGUGCUUGCUUGUUAUACAGUGUCUAGAGGACAUGUAUACCCAAGAAGCAUCUAGAGCAGAUGUUGAUGAAAUAAAAUAUGCAUGUGAUGCAUUACAUCGAGCCAAUCAAAACAUUACAAUGGAAGGGCUUAAUGUAGAAAAGCUAUACGGAUUGGCUAGUGCUAGAAUGGGCCUGGCUAUUACAGCAAGAUGUGUGGCUGAGAUUGUCAUGAAUAAUAUAGAUCCAAGACAUGUUGAUAGAAGAGUUAGAAAACUUAUAGAGACUGCUCAAAUACUGUAUGAGGAAACACAUGUGAAUUGGACAAGGAAAUACCUGGUGAAGCACAUAUGUAGAUGCUACAGUAUUGAUGUUUAUUAUAAAGUUUGUCAAAAUCCAGCACCAUUCCUUAGAUGGAUCAGUAUGAGAGAUGUUAACAGUGAUCAGGUUGUUGAAGUAUCUGAUAGAUAUAUUGUAUGUGGAGAUAAUUAUAAAAGAAUCAGAGAGGCUAUAACAAAGGUUAUCCUUGGUGAAAAUGUUGAACAUCUUUUUGAAACUGUACAGGAGCUUCAAGCUGCAGGAGUUAGAGUAGAGCUGAUGUUACAGCUUGCUGUACAUAGAGAAAUUACAAGCUCAUAUAUAUACCCACAACAACAGAGGAAACUAAAGGCACUGGUAUGUGUAAUUAUUGUAUUCAACACAUUGUAACCUUUAUAAUUGUUA